UGCGUAACUCUUACGAGCUCUUGAGUGUUUCUCUUUUCUGGCUGAGUCUUAAAGCUGUUACUUGUUUUUUUCUGGACGGGGUUUCAGUUGCCGACAGGGAUCUCAGCUCUGAUGGUCAUUUUGAAAAGUGAAAGCUAAUGGAAAAUCUAACAAUGGCGGUGAAUGACAGUGAGUGUGCUGUGGACUCUGAGUUCAGAUACACCCUCUUCACAGUGUUCUACAGCCUGGUCUUCAUUGUGGGGCUGGUGGCCAACUGCUACGUGCUCUGCUUAUUUACCCAUGUGUAUAAAAUGAAGAGAAUGAGCGCGAUCAAGAUCUAUAUGAUCAACUUGACUGUAGCUGACCUUCUCUUCAUUAUGACUCUACCACUGUGGAUUAUCUAUUACAACCAGCAGGGGGACUGGACCCUGCACCCGUUCCUCUGCAAACUAUCUGGCUCCCUGUUCUUCGUCAACACCUACUGCUCCAUAGCCUUCUUAGCAGUGAUCAGCUUCAACCGUUACCAGGCUGUGACCAAACCCCUGGAGACUGCUCAAUCAAGCCCGCGGAGGUGUGGGGUGAUGGUCUCAGUGGUCAUCUGGGUCAUCAUUGGAGCUAGCGCAUGCCCAUAUCUCUUCAUGGAUGGCGUGAACAAAGUCAACAACAAGACUCGUUGCUUUGAGGGCUACAAACCCGAAGACACCAACUCCAACAUAGUGGUGGCCAUUACCCAUUUACUCAUUAUUGCCUGCUUCUUCCUGGUUUUCAUCCUCAUCCUUGUGUGCAACCUGCAGAUCAUAAGGACCCUCCGGAUUCAGUCCGUGCUGCCACGAAAUCCCAAAAACGGGGACAUCAAACAGCGGGCCCUGUUUAUGGUGUGCGCUGUGCUGGGGGUGUUUAUCAUCUGCUUCGUCCCCCACCACUUGAUAGAUGGUCCCUGGACCAUGGCGGUCUUGGGACUCUGGAGGAAAGGGGAAUGUGAUCUCCUGCAGACACUCAACGAUGCCCAUCAGGUCACCCUCUGCCUGGCGGGCCUCAACUGCAUCCUCGACCCCAUCAUCUACUGCUUCGCCACCAAGAAGUUCAGGCGGCAUGUCUCAGGCAAGUUUCAGAAGAUAACGGGCAGACGAAAGAGCUCCAGGAGCAUUACUGAGACUGGCCUUGAUAUGGAGUUGUAGGUCAAUAGACCUCUCUAAACUGUGGCUCACAGACCAGACAUUAGCCUGUGAUUCAACAUGGAAUAUCGCCCAGUAUAUGAUGCACCCAGUGAGUAGACAGGUAUCAUCUUAAAACUAGUCAUGACAUUCUUUUAAUCCCGAGGGAUCCUUUUACCGAAGAUAAUUUGCUGCGUUGAGUUGGAAACAACCAAUUGGAUGUUUUAAAAAAAAAAAAAAAAAAUGACUUCAAUUUGUAACUCAGUGAAGCCUGCAUUGAAUCUUUAGCAGUGUUUUUUGUUUGUUUUUUUUUUUUUUUUUUCUCUUUUAACGUGUCAUUUCUCAAAAUGUUUGGUGCAAAAAUAUAAAAAUGAAAUGUAAAAAUGUAAAAAAAUGAAAAUGAAUUGAGUGUAAGGUCUUUUAAAUUUUUUUUUUAAUAUAUAAAUAAUAAAAAUUAGUGUUUGCACAAAAAUAUAAUUCCUUGGUGGUUUAAUACUGCUGAUGUUGUCAAUAUUGGCUUAAGGUAACGAUCUUCUUAAAUGGUAAACAACUUUAAAUGUAAUUUUUGCCCUUUUUCUACAGUGCUUGUAAUCAAUCUGUUGUUUUUUUUUCCUCUAAUUUUGAGUUCUUUUAAUUUUUCUACAAAUUUGCCUAUACCUGGCUUCAAGCUUGUCUGGAGAAUCCUAAGGGAUGGGACUGACCAGCCUUCCUCAUUCCAUUUAAACUCUGCCAGCCGCAACCCCUCCACACGGUGAAUAAACAGUCAAUUACACCCGAAUCCAACAAACACAACCAGACUGGACAGUAAAUUGCUUCAUUUACAAGUCAAGCUAAAGGAAGGCUUCUAGUAAAUAUGGAGAUGGUGUCUUACCAGAAAGAGGAAGUACAAAAUAAAUUGCUAUGGCAACUUGGAUAAGUAGCAGGGGUUUUCAAAACUUUCACAGGUCAACUUGCUUCUGAAUUAUUAUUAUUAUUAUUAUUAUUAUUUGCUGUCUUAGGAUAUGUCACGAUACAUUACAGCUUUUGAUUUCUGUUGUGUAUAAAAUGGAGCAAGUUUCAGUUGAAAAAAACCAAAAUGUUCCAUCACUAUGGCAACUGGGAAAAAUAACACUGAAGAGACCAAAACGAUGUAAACCGACCCUGUUUUAAGAUAUUUUUUUCUAUAAAGUAAUUCCUUAAAUGGACAAACAGAAGUGCAGGCCUGACCCCUGAAGCCUAACCCCAAGGCUAAAUUGUAUUUUUGUUUAUCUUUUCCAGCACAGUUAAUAUCUUUAGGAUUGUGGUUGUGGCACUGUUUCCUUUUUUGGGGUUUCAGUUCAUCAAAUUUCUUGAGUAGUAAUUUCCUGCAGAAGAACAAAUGCAGGAUGUUAAUAAAACAACACCUAGAUCCACCCAUGUUUAGGAUGGUAUUUUGUUGAUACAGUAAAACCUCACAAGGAUCAGAAAGACUAGCUCAAAAUAAACAAGGGUUAUCAAAACCUACCAAUAAACACUUUAAACACUGUG
Polyodon spathula (Mississippi paddlefish) is the source of this 2639-nucleotide messenger RNA. Its product is annotated as platelet-activating factor receptor-like. Gene Ontology annotation, biological process: G protein-coupled receptor signaling pathway; chemotaxis. Bases 138 to 1157 code for a protein of 339 amino acids. The transcript is spliced from 2 exons. Gene Ontology annotation, cellular component: membrane. The record is from RefSeq and is a predicted model, not a curated record. NCBI's taxonomy places the organism in Eukaryota, Metazoa, Chordata, Actinopteri, Acipenseriformes, Polyodontidae. Gene Ontology annotation, molecular function: platelet activating factor receptor activity; G protein-coupled purinergic nucleotide receptor activity.